This is a messenger RNA of Apaloderma vittatum (bar-tailed trogon), 250 nucleotides long. RefSeq names its product polyamine-modulated factor 1-like. The annotation marks the transcript as partial. The transcript is spliced from 2 exons. Gene Ontology annotation, cellular component: MIS12/MIND type complex. Gene Ontology annotation, biological process: chromosome segregation. Lineage: Eukaryota; Metazoa; Chordata; Aves; Trogoniformes; Trogonidae. The record is from RefSeq and is a predicted model, not a curated record.
GCGUCCCAGCGGCAUCCCGGAGGAGGACGUGCGCAGCUCGCUGGUGCCCUACCUGCUCAAGCACAGGUCCUACCUGCGGAAAGUCCUCAAGGAGAAGGAGGAAGAGAACAGGAAGGUCGCGGAGUCGGUGCUCGCGGGGAGGAGGAGGAUUGCGGAGCUGCAGCAGCUGAUCCAAGCUCGCAAACAAGCCUGGCAGGCAAUUAGUAAAGAGCAACGAGAACUCAUCAUGACGUUCAAGGAGCCCCAGUGA